AUGCCCUCUUAUACUGGCAAAGCCAAGAAGAACGUUCGGAUCGACUUACUCCCACCCGGUCGUAGACUAGCAUCGAAAGAUUGCCGCUGCUGCAUCAAGCGCCGCAUCAGAUGCGAUCGGACGAUCCCACAAUGCCAAAAAUGCCAUAUUCGUGGAUUUUCCUGUCCUGGCUUUCCCAUUCUUCAUCUGAGAUGGGACCAGGGUGUUGCUAGUCGAGGACACCUGACUGGCAAAAAGAUCCCUGUCUUGAGAGAGAAACAUCAGACAGAAAAACAAGAUUCCAGGAUUUUCGAGUAUCUGAUUUCGUCUGAGACGAGAGAAACUCUUACCUCAGCGAAGCUGAAUUUGGUGAACAAACAACUCUCGAGUUCAUUAUCCGAAAAACUACUCCAGCACUUCUUGUCUAAUGUCGCAUUUCGACUGACAUGGCUCGAUGGUCCGAGUAACCCAUGGAGAAGUCUUGUUGUCCCUUUAGCAAGCCGAUCAUCAUGUCUUCGUCUGUCUAUACUGGGUCUUGCCGCUGCCCAUCUCUCUGCCAUAGCUACCGAUCAUGACCAAUCAAGCAUGAUGGAAGUCAACACCCGAAUUCGAAAUCAAAUCCUCAAAGUUUUGAGUCAGAAGAUGCGCUUUGAGCUUCACAAGACCCCUGCUUCAUUUGACACGACACCCGGAGAUUCUUCUCUAAUUGAGACACUUGCUUCGAUGGUUGUCCUCUGUUAUGGGGAAAUGCAUAUCCCCGGAUCAAGCGAUUGGAAACUCCACCUCCGCGCCUGCCGUGCUAUUAUUGAAAGACAUGAUCUUCAAAGGCUAUAUCGGCAGUCUCAAAAUGCUGUUCUUAAGUUCUUCAUCAAGGAAGUCGUCGACUUAGAGACGUUCGGCAACGUUUCGGUUUUUGCAACGGACCUCACCACAAGAGAGUAUAUGUCCGAGUCUCCGGCAUCUAAUGACCAACCCUGGACCUUCACAGCACUUGUCAAUGACAUUACUGUGGCCGAAAGGUCACAGUAUGAUAGCCAUGGUGCCCUUUAUACCCCUGUCUUGGAGAAUGUAGACAUGCGGUAUUGGUACGUCAAAAUAUUAAGCGCAUAUGACAAAGCCACAUCCAUGAACACCCUCCUAGCCACAGAUAAUAAAUCUAUGGCGACGCCUUUUCACGCUAUCAUUGAAGCUCAUUAUUAUGCAUGUCUACUCUACAGCUACCAAGCCAUGAUGCCCCAAGCAAGAGAAACUGGAGAACUGCAAUCAAUCUUCGAUUCUCUCUGGCAAAUCGUCGGAUCGCUAGCUGCCAACCCAUCUCUCCAAUUUGCCCACGACAUAUUUUUCCCUCUCUUUAUUGCUGGCACGGAGUGUCAGACGAGAGAGCAGUGCUCCCAAAUUGAAGCACUUUUCAUGCAAUCGAUAUCUGUGACUGGCUUCUGGUGUAAUUAUUCAGUCUUGCAGUUUCUUCGCCUAUUAUGGAACCAGACCGAUGUGGAAGGAGAGAAUAACUGGAUCCAAUUCGCCAGGCUCAACAAGGCAAAAAUUAACACCUUCUGUGUCUUUUAA
Molecule: messenger RNA, 1545 nt
Organism: Penicillium waksmanii
Lineage: Eukaryota; Fungi; Ascomycota; Eurotiomycetes; Eurotiales; Aspergillaceae
Product: Zn(II)2Cys6 transcription factor
Exons: 2
Coding region: 1-1545 (514 amino acids)
Biological process (GO): positive regulation of transcription by RNA polymerase II
Cellular component (GO): nucleus
Molecular function (GO): zinc ion binding; transcription cis-regulatory region binding; DNA-binding transcription factor activity, RNA polymerase II-specific
Source: RefSeq, a predicted model, not a curated record